Cladocopium goreaui is the source of this 2909-nucleotide messenger RNA. NCBI's taxonomy places the organism in Eukaryota, Dinophyceae, Suessiales, Symbiodiniaceae. The record is from the annotation of a GenBank genome assembly.
CUCAACUACGCAGAUUUUGAAAUAACAAAUGUUGCUCCAAACUUGAUCCCCGCAUCCUUGCAAACCCGCGUCAAAAUGUUCCGGGUCUGCGCAGCAGUGGCCAUCUUCCUGGUAGGACUCAAAGCUGAAAGCACGGAGGCUGAUCCAGAGAAGGUUAUUGAUGGUUUCAGUGAUGGAGACCGGGCCAAGAUGGCUGAAUCUUCCGAGAAACACGAGUUCCAAGCAGAGGUGAAUCGUUUGAUGGACAUCAUCAUCAACUCUUUGUACACUGACAAACAAGUUUUCUUGCGAGAAUUGAUCUCCAAUGCAGCAGAUGCUUUGGAGAAGGCUCGCUUCCACAGUGUGCAAGAUGAGACCUUCCUGGGAGACACUAAGGAUUUUGAGGUCAAGAUUGAGCAUGAUGCUGAUGCGAAGACCAUUUCCAUCAUUGACACCGGCAUUGGAAUGUCCAAGGCUGACUUGAUCAAUAACCUUGGCACAGUGGCAAAGUCCGGUACCACCAACUUCUUGGAAGCAAUGGCUGAGGGUGGAGAUGCCAACUUGAUUGGUCAGUUUGGAGUCGGUUUCUACAGUGCCUUCUUGGUUGCAGACAAAGUCUCCGUGACCUCCAAAUGCAACGAUGACCCCGUCCAACAUGUUUGGGAAUCUUCGGCUGAUGCCUCCUUCACUGUUGUAGAUGACCCAAGAGGCAACACCUUGGGCCGAGGUACUCGCGUGACUCUUCAUCUCAAAGAAGAUGCCCACGACUACUUGUCGGAGGACAAACUGAAGGAGAGUGCCAAAAAGUACUCUCAGUUCAUCCAAUUUCCCAUCUACGUCAAGGUGAAAAAAGAGGUUGAUGUUGAGGCUGAAGAAGACGAUGACGAUGAUGACAAGGAGGAUGAGGAUGAAGAGCAAAAGGACCAUGUGGAGACCAAGGAUGAAGAGGAAAAAGAUGAGGAAGACAAGAAACCAAAGAAGAAAACCGUCUUCGAGUGGGAGCAGGUGAACACGCAGAAGGCCAUCUGGCUCCGAGCCAAGGAGGAUGUGACCGAGGAAGAGUACAAUGAAUUCUACAAGAGCAUCUCCAAGGACUACUUGGAUCCUUUGGCGUACACCCAUUUCAAUGCGGAGGGUGAGAUUGAAUUCAAGUCGAUUCUGUUCUUGCCCAAGAAGGCUCCAUUUGACAUGAUGGACAAUUACUGGACCAAAAAGUCCGAAGUGAAACUCUUUGUCCGCCGAGUCUUGGUUGCGGAGAAGUUCGAUGAACUCUUGCCUCGAUACUUGAACUUUGUGCGUGGUGUUGUAGACUCUGAUGAUUUGCCACUGAACGUGUCUCGUGAGCAGCUGCAGCAGAACAAGAUCAUGAAGGUGAUUUCCAAGAAACUGGUUCGAAAAGUUUUGGAGCUGAUGAAGAAGCUGGCCAAGGACGAAGAGUCCGGCGGCGAUGAUGAAGAGGAAGAAAGUGAAGAGAAGGAAGAGAAGGAGGAGAAGAAGGAGAAGAAAGACGAGGAGGGCUUGUGGACCAAAUUCUGGAAGGAAUUCAACAAGAACUUGAAGAUGGGUUGCUAUGAGGAUGACUCCAACCGCUCCAAGCUGUCCAAGCUCUUGCGAUUCUACACCACCAAGUCCGAGGGCAAGGAGGUGAGUUUGGACAAGUACUUGGACCGAAUGCAGGAGAGCCAGGAGAGUAUCUACUACAUGUCGGGUGACUCCAUCGAGACCAUGAAGAAGGCUCCUUCCCUGCAGAUCUUCUUGAAGAAGGACCUUGAGGUGCUGAUGCUGCCGGAUCAUUUGGAUGAGCCAUGCCUGCAGAAGCUUGCUGACUACGAGGGCAAGAAGUUCGUGUCUAUCCAGAAGGCAGAUGUCAAGCUGGAUGAGACCGAAGAGGAGAAGAAACGGUUCACCAAGAUCAAGGACAUGUACAAGCCUUUGACUGAUUGGUGGAAGAAGAAGUUGACUGACCUCACUGAGAGUGGUGCCAUGAAGGAGGCUGGCGUGAAGGUUGAAAAGGUGGAAGUCUCCAAGAGGCUCACAGAAUCUCCAGUUGUGGUGGUGACUUCCCAGUUCGGCUACUCUGCACAGCAGGAGAAGGUCAUGAAGUCGCAGGCUUUCCAGAACAAGGAGCAGCUGUCCAUGAUGGCUGGCCGAAAGACCCUAGAGAUUAACGCAAAUCACCCUGUGAUCAUCGAUCUGCUUGCCAAAGUGAAGGCAAGUGAGAGCGAUGAGGCAGCCAGCAAGACAGCUGAAGUGCUCUUCCAGACAGCCCUGAUUGAGUCUGGCUUUGAGAUUGCAGACCCAUCAUCUCUGGUGAGCCAUGUGUACAAGCUCAUGUCCAAGGAGCUUGGUGUGAAUCCAGAUGCUCCCCUAAAGGAGAUCGAAGUGCCUGAGGAUGAGGAGGAACCUGAGGAGGAAGACAAGGAUGAUGAGGACGAGGAUGCCAAAGAAGAGAAGGAAGAUCUCUAGAAAAAAAAAUCACAUGCUGGGUAAAACCCUAGCUGAUACCAGAGCUCAUGGUUUCAUGUGGUAGCUCGGAAGAAUUUCGACGGGCUGUCCAUCUUGCACUUGAUUAUUGCAAUCGGUCUGAGAUCAUGACGAUUUUGAUGCUGCCUAUGCGCAGUCUCUCAAAAUUUUGACAUGCCGGGUCGUAGAGGCCCUGCAAAGUUAACGAUGCACGUAGCAACAGAGACCAGGAUGUAGACAUCCCUCAGAAACUUCUGCCUUUUGGCAAAACUAUGUGUUUGCAAAAAGUGCCGAGAUUAUCCGAGAUUCACUUAUUCUCUCUUUGGCAGCCAGAUCUUUUCGUCGUAGGUUUCCCCGUUGCCAUGGGUGCCACAUUGCGGUUUCAGGGUUGUUGCUGAUCUCCACGCUGGGUACCACCGGGGCAUGGCUACCCAGACGCCAGAGCCACGAUUGAAAUAAAGAACUUG